Messenger RNA from Platichthys flesus (European flounder), 1464 nucleotides. Its product is annotated as mucin-2-like. NCBI's taxonomy places the organism in Eukaryota, Metazoa, Chordata, Actinopteri, Pleuronectiformes, Pleuronectidae. The record is from RefSeq and is a predicted model, not a curated record. The transcript is spliced from 4 exons. The annotation marks the transcript as partial. Gene Ontology annotation, cellular component: membrane.
AUGGGCAGAUACCACAACUCUGACUACCACAACAACUACUCCAACUACUCCAACUACCACUACCACAACCCAACUACUCCAACUACUUCUACAACAAGCCCAACUACCACUACCACAUCUCCAGCUACCACAACAGCUACUCCAGCUUCCACAACAACAACUCCAACUACCACAACGACAACUACAACAACCACAACACCUACCACUACCACUACUCCAACGACCACUACCACUACAACAACUCCAAUGACCUCAACAACUACUCCAACUACCUCUACCACAACCCCAACUUCCACUACAACAACUCCAACAACCACAACAACUACUCCAACUACCACAACCCACACUACCACUACAACUCCAAUGACCACAACAACUACUUCAACUACCGCAACCCCAACAACGACUCCAACGACCACAACAACUACUCCAACUACCACUACCACAAGCCCAACUACCAUUACCACAUUUCCAACGACUACAACCACUACUCCAACUACAACUGCCACACCUUCUACUACCACAACUACUCCAAAUACUUCUACCACAACCCCAACUACCAUAACCACAACUCCAGCUACCAAACCAACUACUCCAACUACCACAACCCCAACAACCACUACAACAACACCAAUGACCACAACAACUAGUCCAACUACCACUACCACAACCCCAACUACCACAACAACAACUCCAAUGACCACAACAACUAGUCAAAUUACCAUUAGAACAACCCCAACAACCACUACAACAACUCCAACAACCACAACAACUACUCCAACUACUUCUACCACAACCCCAACUACCACUUCCACAACCCCAUCUACCACAACCCCAACUACCACUACAACAGCUCCAACAACCACAACCACUACAACAACUCCAACUACCACAACAACUACAACGACCACAACACCUACCACUACCACUACAACAACUCCAACUACUUCUACCACAACUCCAACUACCACAACUCCAGCUACCACAAUAACUACCACAACUCCAACUACCACAACAACUACUCCAACUACCACUACCACAACCCCGACUACCACUACAACAACUCCAAUGACCACAACAACUAGUUCAACUUCCACUAUCACAACCCCAACAACCACUACAACAACUCCAACGACCACAACAACUACUCCAACUACUUCUACCACAACCCCAACUACCACAACUCCAGCUACCACAACAACUACUCCAACUUCAACUACAACAACUCCAACUUCCACAACCACUACUCCAACUACCACUACCACAACCCCAACAACCACUACAACAACUCCAACGACCACAACAACUACUCCGACUACUUCUACUUCUAUCACAACCCCAACUCCCACUACCACAACUCCAGCUACCACAACAACUAUUCCAACUUCCACUACAACAACUCCAACUACCACAACAACAACCCCAACUACCACAACAACUAGUCCAACUACCACUACCACAACC